AUGAACACAAUCAGAACAAUAUGUCUUGCGACUCUUGUAUUGGGGGUACAUUCAGCCUGGCUAAAUUGUGGAUUGAAUUUGGUUUUAAUCGCAGACUUGACAUGUAACAUACUUCCUAGUGAAAAAACUGAACUAAGGAAAGCCUUGAUACACAACGUCCAAUCAUUGGGACUAAACACCACACAUCCCUUCUCAAACAGAAUUUCAUUGUUAACUAUAUAUGACAAAUCAUCAUUCCAUAAUUUCUACUUCUCAAACUUCACGACAACUGAAGAGGUUGUGGAUUACAUUAACACAACGAUGUACAUGCAUACAGACGGUACAAAAAACUGCUCAAAGAAGCCACGGAGGACGGAUUUGGCGUUUAGAGCUGCAUUAAGGGUGUCCUUUAGUCCUAAAUACGGUCUUAGCCAAAAUGCUAAAAAGAUCAUAGUAUACCAUGCUUAUGGACCUGUGAUUCCAAAUAGGUUGGAUGAAUUAAAUCAAUAUGUCAAAGAUCUUAAAGAUGCGGAUGUAGAAAUUUAUGUCAAUUGUGUUAAACUGUACUAUGUGAAAGGGGGCGCAGCUUGGAGAGACUGUGAAAUUAUGGCACACAAAAUCGUUAGUGAGCCAAAGCACGAACACGUUCGUAUUGCCAAUAGCGCAUUGGGAAUUGAGAAUGCAUUUCAGGAUAUACUGAUGACGAAAUGCCCAGCACAAUGCGUGUGGUCAACCUGGAGUCAGUGGUCUCAAUUAUCACCGAACAUCACGUGUGCUAAACCGAAUUGCAGUACCAUUCCAGCAGACGGCACCGCUCAGCGCCCUCUAUCGAUACGGUUUACACACACGCGUACUGCUCUACCAGACCCACGGUACCCAGGAGCAUGCGACAAAUCUGAGACAGUUUCGAAAGAUGUGGAAUGCAGAAAAGCCAACUGUGGAAUCGCCAACAGCAAUGGAUUUGGAGAGUUUAAUGCUCAUUCCAAGCAAAAAGACCUAGAACAACUUAAGGGCAACAUCCAAAGAGAAAUCCAAAACAUUCCACCGGAAUUAUUAUCAAAUGUGAUGAACAAUGUAGCAAUAAGGAUACUGGCUGUCAUCGAAAUAUGA
This is a messenger RNA of Owenia fusiformis, 1089 nucleotides long. The record is from the annotation of a GenBank genome assembly. Lineage: Eukaryota; Metazoa; Annelida; Polychaeta; Sabellida; Oweniidae.